GUUUGAUCCUGUUUAUCUAUACUAUUGAAAAACGCGACACGGAGACGGUUCCGAGGAUUUAAAAACGCCAUACCGAUAUCGGAAGCAGCAGCCGCAGUAGCCACCCUGCGACGGUGUUAUCACAAUCGAGCAUUCAAAUUGCUUUUAUCACUCGUCGGAUUUUCUCAAUCAUUCUUCUUCAAUCUGUACUAUUUAUCUUUCUCGAGUUCUUCUCUCAAUCAAACCAGUCAUUCCUUUCAAACCCUAACCCUAACAAUGGUGAUGGAUGCAUCCGAAGACCGCACGAAUUUCGAAGACGACUACUCACCUUCAUCAACCGUUUUCAAAUUCGACCGCCCAAUCCCCUUACUUCGAGGACCGUUACUGGCAAGUCCUUCCGACGAUCCAUCCGCGGGUCCUUACGUUCUGGCCUUCCGUGACUCACAAGCUUGGGCCUCUUCAUUCAUAGCCUGCGAGCGCAAAAUCGUUCAGCAAUGCGAGGAAGGGGCAAGGAUUGGUUGCGCUAUCAAUGCUUCCAGCAAGUGCAAGCCUCCUUGGUGGAAGGUUCUGUCCGGUCCCAAACUCUCGGAUUUGAAGGAACGGGAGAUUUGUGAAGUGCGUGAGAUGGAAGAGUGUUUCAAUGUGGCGAAAGAGAAAUGUGUUGGGUUGGCUAGGGAGAAGUGUUUGGCUCCUUUUAGGGAUGCGAGGAUUAAGGUUGGGAAAGGGGUUUUGAGUUCGAAGGAAGCUGUGAAGUUGAUUGGAUGGACUUCAAUGCCAACGAGUAAAAUGAGUUCUAAGUGUUUGAUUGGUGGUGAAUUUGGCGUGACUAAUCGAAGGGCUAGUGAAUUGUUGGAUUAUAAUGAUUUUGUGAAACGAAUUUUGGAUGAGAGACAACACGGGACCGAAAGUUAAAACAAUGGAUCGAGUAAGCACGUCCUGCAUGAUUUUGUCAUCUAAUGUGUCAGAACCUUAUCAGAAUUGCCAUUUCAUAGAGCUUGGCGUAACAAAGUAUCCAGGUUUUUCUUCCCUCUAAUAUUUACUAUUGCUGGCUUUUUUGGGUAAUAAAUAACAAAGAUGUAUUUGUUUAUUUAGUGGCAUUAUAACUUGAAAUCAAAUGCUCCAUAGUUCCAUCUAUUUUGAUAUUUCAUAUGGUAGCGCAUAGAUUCUAACCUCUGUAUUCUGGAGUCUAACUGAAUUGAAUAUGUUAAUCAAAAUUUCCAUGUACUUCCUUUAUACAAUGAUGUCUUAAUGUUCUUCAAUA
Molecule: messenger RNA, 1240 nt
Organism: Vicia villosa (hairy vetch)
Lineage: Eukaryota; Viridiplantae; Streptophyta; Magnoliopsida; Fabales; Fabaceae
Exons: 2
Coding region: 256-891 (211 amino acids)
Cellular component (GO): plastid
Source: RefSeq, a predicted model, not a curated record